Messenger RNA from Perognathus longimembris pacificus (Pacific pocket mouse), 2220 nucleotides. RefSeq names its product basic proline-rich protein-like. NCBI's taxonomy places the organism in Eukaryota, Metazoa, Chordata, Mammalia, Rodentia, Heteromyidae. The record is from RefSeq and is a predicted model, not a curated record. Bases 1 to 2220 code for a protein of 739 amino acids. The transcript is spliced from 8 exons.
AUGAGUCCCCUUCUGGGGGCCUUUGUGACCCUGGACUUGGCUGUGGGGAAGGAAGACGGACGUGGCAGGAGCCCACAUUUCGUCUCCCUCAUGAAGUCGGCCUUGGCGGCCGGGGGCUCUGGGCCAGGCCCCCGUCCAGCGCCCCCCCGGCUCUGCUCUGAGCUGGCUCUGGAGGAGGCGGCGGGCUGGAAGCCUGCCCGUGCUGCCCGCAGGAGGGGCGCGCUGGGCACCGAGCCCGAGGUCAGCGCAGUCUGGACUCGGCAGCCUCCAGCACACCCCACGCAGUUCCGCAGGCGUCCUCUCCUGCCCCCAUCCGGGGCCCGCCCCCAGCCCAGCCCCCCGUCGGGUUCUGAGGACUUGGCCCAGCACCCUGCGGACCCCCCCUGCCCCCCCUCCCCCCGCCGCAGCGCAGGGGCAGCAGAGCCGCAGGAGAAGGCACGAGCACUGUCACUUACCCAAGCCUCCAACCGCGAGGUCCAGAGGAAGCCACCACUCAGCCUGUGCCAGCCCCCCGCGUGGCCCCCACUCCACGGCCAGCCCCCCGCGUGGCCCCCAUUCCGUGGUCAGCCCCCCGCGUGGCCCCCACUCCACGGCCAGCCCCCCUCCCGCGUGGCCCCCACUCCGUGGUCAGCCCCCCGCGUGGCCCCCACUCCACGGCCAGCCCCCCGCGUGGCCCCCACUCCGUGGUCAGGCCCCAGUGUGGCCCCCAUUCCGUGGUCAGGCCCCAGUGUGGCCCUCCUACCAUCACAGAAGCCUGGCCCUCACACAGCUGUGCUGAGUGGCAGAGGACGCAAGUCGUUUGCAUUCACCGGCAUUGGCAGCGGUUCCGUGAGCCCACCCUCCCCUCGCCUGCUUCUGAAGGGCUUUGAUGGCACUGUGGGCAACGCCAUCAGGGGCAGUGACCGCGCCGUGCGGCAUCUCCCGUCAAACGCCCGCGGGUGCCCGUCGGAGCCCACGGGCGCCCGGGGGCCCUCUGGCCUCUGGAGGAGGCCGUCGGUCUUGUCCCGAAGCGUCCAGGAACCGGAGCGUCCUGAACCCGGCAGCGGGCGCCGACCCCCACGGCGGGCUCGCCCUUUGCUACGGAGGACGGGCGUCCUCCCGCAGGGCGCGGCCGCCAGCGCCUUCCCGGGGCACCGCCCAGGUGCCCGGCAGCCGCUCAGUGGGAAGGCUCUGCCUGCCCGCCUCCUCCUCGUUCCUCCCCUGCACCGCGGCGCCUGCCCGGCCGGCCCCAGGCCAGGGCUCCGGCCCUCUGCCUCCAGCACCGUCCCCGGGGCUCGGGAGCCGGCCCCCCGCGGGCUGCCGCGGCUCCGGGCUGUGGGGAGCGUGGUCCUGGGCCUGGCGGGCAAGGGGGAGCCUGCGGCCCCGCUUUGUCGGGGGACAGCCCCAGCGCAGAGGCCGCGGCUCUGGCCUCCUCCCGCCAUGCACGGGAAGCGCCUGACUCCCGGGGAGCCCCGCGGUGCCCGGUCCCGGAUGAAUUUCAAGGGCUGUCACUCGAGCACCUGCCUCCCGCACGUGGCAGCCCCGCCCGUGGCCGCGCCCUCUCAGGCGGGGGCUUGCAGUCAAGGGAGCCGGGUUCAAGCAUCCAGCCCGGAGCAGGCGCGGCCUCCGCCCAGCCCCAUCACUGGACAGCCUCCGCCCCGGCCCGGCUGCUUGGCUGCGAAGGCCCAGGAGCCUCCCACGGCCUCGGGCCGCCCCGCCCUGCUGCGCCCUUGCUCAGGAGUGGCUGGUGUCCACACAGGAUUUAUCCUGUGCCCAGCGGUCUCCUCAGCUCUGCACCCCGAGGAUAAACAGGACUUACCCACGGCCUCCGCCCGGGAGCCCCAGGCGCGGAAGCGGCCAGGGCCAGAGGCCCCGCCCGGUAGCGGGUGUGGCCGGCAGGGGCUGAGCCAGAGCCCUGCUGGGGGAGGAUCCGUCCAGGAGCUUCCGCCGCUGGGACAGAGCCCGCCCCGGCCAGGGAGGCCCUCUCCCUUCAAAGCCCACCGCGGGCCGGCCGGGGACACGGCCAGGCCUGACCGCUUCCACGGUGAAGUCCAGCCCGGCGUUUCCGACAGCCGCUGCGGUCCAAGCGGCGUGAAGCAGCCUGGACCGCCACAGGAGACUCCAGUCCUUCAACCUGAAAUGAGAUGCUUUCCACACGCGCCCUUUAAAACGUCAAGGCGGCCCUUUCUCUUGCGAGAGGACGUGAAGCCCAUUUUGGCUUUGCGGGAUAAACUCCGCUAG